ACCUUUGCCCGCCGCCCGCCUACCUUCCCUGGAACCCGGGGGCCCAUGGCUGCCGCGGCAGACCCCUGGGGGUGGCGGUCGGGAGAGGCCCGCGCUCUCGGCGGGGCUGUGAGACAGCUGCAGCGCCUGGAAGAGCAGUGCGGGGACCCCCGGCUUGCCUCCAGCCCCCCCUCGCUGCGAGACCUGCUGCCCGGCAUCGUGCAGCUGCUGCGCCAGGUGGCCCACGCCCGGCGGGCGGCCGGCGGAGGCGGCCGCGAGGGUCCCGGUGGUGCGAGGGACUUUCUCAUCGUCUACCUUCACAACCUGGAGGCCAAGAGCAGGCAGGUGGCGGCACUGCUGCCACCCCGGGGUGAGAGGACUGCCAACGACGAGCUCUUCCGGGAGGGCUCCAGACUCAGGCGACAGCUGGCCAAGCUGGCCCUCAUCUUCAGUUACAUGCACGCGGAACUGGGUGCACUCUUCCCCAAGGGAGAGUACUGUGGGCACACCUACCAGCCCACCAAGGCGCAGGCCCAUGCCUUCUGGAGGGAGCACUGUGGAGCCCGGUGUGUGCUGCCCUGGGCUGAGUUUGAGUCACUCUUGUGCACCUGCCACCCAGUGGAAUCAGGCUCCACGGCCCUGGCCUUGCGCUCCACCAUUAACCUCACCUGCAGUGGCCACGUGUCCAUCUUCGAGUUUGACAUCUUCACCAGGCUCUUCCAGCCGUGGCCAACACUCCUCAGGAACUGGCAGCUCCUGGCAGUCAACCACCCGGGCUACAUGGCCUUCCUCACAUAUGAUGAGGUCCAAGAGCGUCUGCAGACCUGCAGAGACAAGCCAGGCAGUUACAUCUUCCGGCCCAGCUGCACUCGCCUGGGUCAAUGGGCCAUUGGAUACGUGAGCUCAGAUGGCAGCAUCCUGCAGACCAUCCCUCUCAACAAACCCCUGUUCCAGGCACUCCUGGAUGGACAAAAAGAAGGCUUCUACCUCUACCCAGAUGGGAAGAACCACAACCCAGACCUGACUGAGCUCUACCAGACGAAACCCCAUCCCUACAUCCAUGUGUCAGAGGAGCAGCUGCAGCUCUACUGGGCCAUGGACUCCACGUUCGAGCUCUGUAAGAUCUGUGCGGAGAGUGACAAGGAUGUGAAAAUCGAGCCCUGUGGGCACCUGCUCUGUAGCCGCUGUCUGGCCGCCUGGCAGCACUCGGACAGCCAGACCUGCCCCUUCUGCCGCAGAGAGAUCAAGGGCCAAGAGGCCGUGAGUAUCCAAUUCCAAGUGAGGCCAGCGGAAGCCAGGGCCACUGCUGAGCACCUGAGAGAUAGCAGUGACCAGGAAGAUGGGGAGGAGGAGCUGGGACAGGUGGUUUCCUCAGCGCCCCCACAGACCCCUCAGCUGAGUGUGUCUCCUGCUAAAGGCCGGAUGAAAGUGGCACCUCUGGCCCUCCCCAGAUUUCAGGGCCCUCUUUCCUUUCCAAGAAUUAAGACUGUGACGUUAGCUCCGUGGAAAAUCGCCUCCAACCCUCAGGCCAGGGAGGAAGCCCCAGGAAACUCCUAAGGGAAAACUCCCACUGCGCCUGGGGGGCCCAUGAUUCCCUGCCCAGGCAUGGGGGCCGGUGAGUCUGCUCCAC
This is a messenger RNA of Enhydra lutris kenyoni (northern sea otter), 1609 nucleotides long. RefSeq names its product Cbl proto-oncogene C. The transcript has 11 exons. Gene Ontology annotation, biological process: cell surface receptor signaling pathway; negative regulation of epidermal growth factor-activated receptor activity. The coding region runs from base 46 to 1536 and encodes 496 amino acids. Lineage: Eukaryota; Metazoa; Chordata; Mammalia; Carnivora; Mustelidae. Gene Ontology annotation, cellular component: plasma membrane; membrane raft. The record is from RefSeq and is a predicted model, not a curated record. Gene Ontology annotation, molecular function: receptor tyrosine kinase binding; ubiquitin protein ligase activity; calcium ion binding.